CCCCUAUUUGUACCACCACCUCAACUUAUAUACAUAAUAUUGACAAAUGGAUAUUCCGGCGCCGGAGUUGGAAGAAGCAAUAUCCACACCUCCUAAACUCUCACUCUUUUCACUACCUUCUAAACCGCUUACGCUGCUACCGGAGGGCCUUACUCCGCCAUUAAACACCAUGGCAGCCAUCCCAUUCCUUUGGGAGGAAGCUCCAGGAAAACCAAGAUCCACUGUCGCCGACGAUCCGCCCAAGUCUAAAACAGUUAGGUCCUUAGAACUCCCUCCAAGACUCGCCACCUUGAGUCCUACAGGAGAUCAUAACCACCGUGACAAAUUAGGGAACAUUAAUGUCGGGCUAGAUGUCAUACCAUCUCCGACCACCGUGUUGGGGGGGCCUUACGAAGGCGCGUUGGAGGAGAAGGCGGUGGUGGUUGGUAGUAAAACUAAAGGAGGAAGGGUUAGGAUGCCUUUGAGGAAGUUAAUGAGGAAGGAGAGAUCAUCGUUCCGGUCAUGGAGGUGGGACAAUAAGGACAUUUUCAGGGAUGAUAUUGAUGACGGUGGAGGAGGUGAUAGAUCACCGUCGAUUCGGUUUUGCUCAUGGAGGUGGGAUAGUUUCAGGGAUACGCCUGCUGCUGCUGGUGGUGGUCAUAUCGGAAUCAAGAGAAAUAGCUUCGCCACCUUUAACAAUGCUUCUACUUCUGGCUUCUUGGCGAGCAUGUAUGGCACCUUCAAGCAAGCAAUGCCAUGGAGAUCAAGAAGAUUAUAAUGUCUGAUAUUUUAUCUAACUCAUUACAUGGUCUUCGGUAUCAUGAUAUUGGUAUCGAAAUUUAGUUAGGUGUUGGUGCAUAUAGAACAUACGAUGGUGCAUAUAUAUAUGUGUGUGUGUGUAGGAGUGAGGUUAUUCAGUUAUGUAUUGAUAUGAUUGUUAUCUGUCUGUUUCAUAUAUUGUGAAAACUAGACACCUUGGAACAAACUGCUCAAACAUCUUUAUAUGUUUUUAUUGUUUGUAUAGUCUUUAUGUUUCAAUCAA
Molecule: messenger RNA, 1021 nt
Organism: Helianthus annuus (common sunflower)
Lineage: Eukaryota; Viridiplantae; Streptophyta; Magnoliopsida; Asterales; Asteraceae
Exons: 3
Coding region: 47-757 (236 amino acids)
Source: RefSeq, a predicted model, not a curated record